Molecule: messenger RNA, 255 nt
Organism: Colletotrichum tamarilloi
Lineage: Eukaryota; Fungi; Ascomycota; Sordariomycetes; Glomerellales; Glomerellaceae
Exons: 4
Coding region: 1-255 (84 amino acids)
Source: RefSeq, a predicted model, not a curated record
AUGGCCGUGGUGCAGGGUAGAGACGGCCUCCAAGGCGGCUCAGGCAGGCCUCAAUUAACCCAGGGUCUCUCAAUAACAAGACCCCGGGAGAACCCCCAGAACACCUCACCCAUGCAUGAACAGAACCUUGAGUUGGAGACCUACUUAUCGGAAAACUUCAGUACCCUGCAGCAGAUUCUCUCCGACACCACGGAUCGAGAUGAGGCUUUCCACAAAUCAGCCGAGUCAACCUUGACUAACCUCACGGAGCGGUGA